Molecule: messenger RNA, 283 nt
Organism: Trachymyrmex septentrionalis
Lineage: Eukaryota; Metazoa; Arthropoda; Insecta; Hymenoptera; Formicidae
Product: unconventional myosin-Ic-like
Exons: 2
Biological process (GO): vesicle transport along actin filament; actin filament organization
Cellular component (GO): actin cytoskeleton; cytoplasm; myosin complex
Molecular function (GO): ATP binding; microfilament motor activity; actin filament binding
Source: RefSeq, a predicted model, not a curated record
GAAUUCAGAUUAGUGCAUUACGCUGGCGAUGUUACGUACAACGUUCGCGGAUUUCUCGAGAAAAACAAUGAUUUACUAUUUCGAGAUUUACGUGAAGUUAUGUCGCAUACUACGAAUUCCAUUACAAAGACUGUAUUUGAUGUGAAAGAUUUAACCAGUAAGAAACGUCCAGAAACUGCUAUAACUCAAUUUAAAAACAGUUUAAAUAAUCUGGUUGAGAUUCUCAUGGGUAAAGAACCGUCUUACGUUCGUUGCAUCAAACCUAAUGAUUUUAAAAUGGCCC